AUGGCACCAUCAGCAUCACAGCAGGAGCGACAGCAGGAUGGUGCUCUUGUCAUCCAGGAGCCAGUGGCCGCGGUGGCGAAAUCCCCUGAAAUAGAGGACCUGGAUGACAGCGCCAAGUCCUCCCUGGGACACAGCUCUGGCGCCUUGGCACGCUCGGCCAACAGGCGUAACAAGUACGACUUCACCGACUCCAUGUCAGGCCUGCAGCUACUGCGACGGGGCCCGGAGGCCCAGACGUCGGCUCUCGCCACCGAAGUCUGGCGCCUCAUCCACGAGCUGGAGGACGGUGACCACCAGAUCGUGUUCCAGUGGGUCCCGGGCCACGCGGGAGUGACUGGGAAUGAGACUGCGGACCGCCUGGCGGCGGAGGCCGCAACCGAAGACCAGGCACGGGUGGCCGUCGACCUGGCCAGCGCCCGCGGAGCGAUCAGGCGCCACGCCGUGGAGAUGGCGCGCGCCCGCGCCCGAGACGCCCACCCGUUCCCGGCUGCCACCCCGGGGCACGACGAGAUGACGCGCUGGGAGUCGGUCACGGUCUCCCAACUGCGUACCGGAUGUUCGCCACUCACCCGGGAUACGCUGCUACGGCUGGAGCUGGCGGAAGACGACCGCUGCCCUGCCUGCUCCGAGCCCGAUAGCGUCGAGCACCUACUAACGGAGUGUCCCGCAUGCUCCCGCACCCGAGGCCGGCUCUGGGGUUUCACGCCAACACUCCGUGAAAUCUUCCAGGAGCCGGCCAAUAAAAUCACGGAGUUUCUCCGAGGAUCAAAAAGCCCGGCGCAAAAACAGCCUCUGACCAAUAUCGCCUAG
Amphibalanus amphitrite is the source of this 810-nucleotide messenger RNA. RefSeq lists its product as uncharacterized. The transcript has 3 exons. Gene Ontology annotation, molecular function: RNA-DNA hybrid ribonuclease activity; nucleic acid binding. NCBI's taxonomy places the organism in Eukaryota, Metazoa, Arthropoda, Thecostraca, Balanomorpha, Balanidae. Bases 1 to 810 code for a protein of 269 amino acids. The record is from RefSeq and is a predicted model, not a curated record.